Molecule: messenger RNA, 2644 nt
Organism: Ipomoea nil (Japanese morning glory)
Lineage: Eukaryota; Viridiplantae; Streptophyta; Magnoliopsida; Solanales; Convolvulaceae
Product: pentatricopeptide repeat-containing protein At2g27800, mitochondrial-like
Exons: 5
Coding region: 1-1764 (587 amino acids)
Molecular function (GO): protein binding
Source: RefSeq, a predicted model, not a curated record
AUGGAGGUUAUCCUUUCCUGCUUCUUCCACUUCUCUUCUGCCGAUGAUAAUGAUUAUAAUGAUGAUACUGAUGGUGGUGGUGGUGGUGAUGAUGAUGAUGAUAGCGAUGAUGAUUGUUCAGGCGACCAGUCCUCUCUGUAUUAUGUAUUCUCCGAUCUUCUACGCAGCUCUUCAGUAUCCACGGCUUCAACCUUCUACCGCAUAACCCACAUUCAAAUUUCAGCAACCAUUCAAGCAAACUUCAAGGAGAAAGCCGCCGGACCACUCCGUCUUCACGGAAUCACAGCCACACCGCCGCAGGAUCGCGGCGGCCUUCGCCGUGUAUUUGUCUCAGUCAGCAGCUCCCUCGACCGCCGUCCACUUCGACUAGUCGUAAAUCCUACAACAGCAGCAGCUUGCAGCUCCUCAGUGUUUAGGCAUUGCCUCCAGCUGUUAUGCUCCAGUAAAGUAACCAUGUAUCGGGGUAUGGUAAUAGCAAAUCAUCCAAAUGUAUGUGUUUCCUUGAUCUCCACAUGUGAGAAUUUAUUUAUAAAUGUCCAUUCCCAUUACUCAAGUACAUGCCAUUUUCAGCGGCAAUUACACAAUUCGUCAAAAUCUGUAACGCUUUUGGCGAAAGAAUGUUUUAAUGCAUCUAUGAUAAACUUUAUUCCAGUUUCUUUCUAUUCUUCUGAUGCAAUCCGACGCCUGAGGGCCCCCCCAACAAGGUCUCUGAGAAGGAGGAUGCGCAAAAGAGCUUUGGCUGCUGCCAAACCUGUUCUUGAUGAAUCCUGGGUUCAAAGGGCAAUAUCUCAACUUCCACCUAGAUUUACCCCUGAGGAGCUGUUGAAUGUCAUGAAUGUAGAAAAAGAUCCUUUGGUGUGUUUAGAAUUGUUCAACUGGGCAUCAACUCAACAUAGGUUCAGGCAUGAUGCCUCAACGUUCCACAUAACCAUACAGAGGCUUGGUGCAGUGAAAAUGUAUCAGGAGAUGGAUGAUGUUGUCAAUCAAGUGCUUGCUGUUCCCUCUAUUGGUUCUGAGGCACUUUACAAUACUAUGAUAUACUACUUCACAGAAGCUAGGAAGUUGACUAGAGCUGUAAAUAUAUUUAAGCAUAUGCAGAACAGUAAGAAAUUGGAUUGCAGGCCGUCAAUAAGAACUUACAAUAUUCUUUUUGCUGCACUUUUGAGUAACGGAAAGAAUUCUUAUAUAAGUCACCUGUAUAUGGAGACCACUCGUAGCCUAUUUAAACAGAUGAUUAAUGAUGGGGUUGAACCAGAUAUCUUUUCCUUGAAUUCUAUGAUAAAAGGAUAUGUUCUUUCACUUCAUGUGAAUGAUGCUCUGAGGAUAUUUCACCAGAUGGGUGUUGUCUAUAAGUGCCAUCCAAACUCUUUUUCCUAUGAUUAUCUGAUCCAUGGAUUGUGUGCACAAGGUAGAACAAAGAAUGCCACAGAACUCUGUGAUGAAAUGAAAAGGAAAGGAUUUAUUCCCAGUAGCAAAUCUUACAACUCACUGGUGAACGCUUUAGCUUUGGGUGGAGAGGUAGAAAAUGCAGUAAAAUUAUUGCGGGAGAUGAAUGACAAUCAACGAUCAGUUGACUUCAUUACGUACAAGACAGUGGCUGAUGAAAUAUGCCGGCAACAGAGUGUACAUAAUGCUAUGAGUUUUUUGAAGGAGUUGCAUGACAAGGAUCUUAUCGAUGGCCAUACUUACAAGAAGCUUUUAUAUGAACUUGAAGACAAUUAUCCCAAUUCCCAAGACAAGCGUGGGCGUGGAAAAUUGUUAUAGCGGUGGUAAUGAUUCCUUUCUUCAUGAAAUUCUGCCAACUAAGCCACUAGGUUCAUCUGUAGACUCAUUAGAAAAUCACUUUACACAUCUCAAAUGGUGUUUGAACUGAAGAUUGGAUUUCAUUAGGCUUGGUGGGUUGCGGUUCAAAGUGGUCCUGCAACUCGUAAUGGGUGGAAAACAGGCUAUCGUUUGCAAUCUAAUGAUGGUGGCUUGGAUUCAUUGGCUAGCCUGUGGGAACUGAUACAGUGUUCGCGUAUUGUUCGGCAUCACUGCUUUGGAUGAAUGGCAAUAAAUCCAGUAAAGUCGAGUCCAGAAAGAUCUGAUGGACCCUUUCUCUUUUCCUCUGCAACUUUGUUGGUUGUGUGAGAGCUUGGAUUGUGUGGAGCUAAGUUGGUUGUGAUAAAUUACAUAUCUUGUUGAAUGCUCUCCCAUAAACUUUUUGGUGAUCCAUAUCUACAAGUUGCCAUGUUUCUAUAGAUGAUGCUGAGAAACAUUUUUUUUGGAAAAUACCACAUGCACUCCCAUUUCUUACUCCCAACUUGUACUUCCUUUCACAAAUUCUUGAUGUAGACACAUUCUCUGGGACCCACAUGAUGAAAAUAUCCAAUCUUUGCUUGUCAUGUCAUGGAAUAAAAGUGAGGGAGUAAAAUUUGGAUGUACAUGUAGUAAAACUUUUUUUUUUAUGCCUGAAGAGUGAUAGAGGAUACCAGUCGUUGGAACUGGCCAUAAUCCUGAGCACUUUUUACUAAUAUGCACUAUGUGACGUUUAAUUUUAAAUUAUUUACAUUGUUGCUUAUUAUCACAAUUGUAAUAGUAAUGGUGAUAUUCAUUCAUUGACUAUUCGGUUGUGUUAUAUAAUAGGUUUGAUUGUGUUAUAUAA